Molecule: messenger RNA, 715 nt
Organism: Eptesicus fuscus (big brown bat)
Lineage: Eukaryota; Metazoa; Chordata; Mammalia; Chiroptera; Vespertilionidae
Gene: SUB1
Product: SUB1 regulator of transcription
Exons: 5
Coding region: 85-468 (127 amino acids)
Biological process (GO): positive regulation of transcription initiation by RNA polymerase II
Cellular component (GO): transcription regulator complex; nucleus
Molecular function (GO): transcription coactivator activity; DNA binding
Source: RefSeq, a predicted model, not a curated record
GGCCUCCGGCUUCCGUCACGUCCGGUUCUCUGUCAGCAGCGAGGAGCGAGCGAGCAGCGGCUGGUCGGCGGCAGGAGCGCAGCAAUGCCUAAGUCAAAGGAACUUGUUUCUUCAAGCUCUUCUGGCAGCGAUUCGGACAGUGAAGUUGACAAAAAGUUAAAGAGGAAAAAGCAAGUUGCUUCAGAAAAGCCUGUAAAGAAGCAGAAGACGGGUGAGACUUCCAGAGCCCUGUCGUCUUCUAAGCAGAGCAGCAGCAGCAGGGAUGACAACAUGUUCCAGAUCGGGAAAAUGAGGUACGUCAGCGUACGGGACUUUAAAGGAAAAGUCCUAAUUGAUAUUAGAGAAUAUUGGAUGGAUCCAGAAGGUGAAAUGAAACCAGGAAGAAAAGGUAUUUCCUUAAAUCCGGAGCAAUGGAGCCAGCUGAAGGAACAGAUUUCUGACAUUGACGAUGCAGUGAGAAAACUGUAAAAUCUGAGCCAUAUAAACCUGUACUGUUCUAGUUGUUUUAACCUGUCUUUUUACAUUGGCUUUUGUUUUUUAAAUGUUGUUUUCCAGGCUAUUGUAUAUUUGGAUUGCAGAACAAUUUGUAAGAAUACUUUUUUUUUUAAUGUGCAUUAUUAAAAAUGUUCUGAGUGAAGCUAAUUGUCAACUUCAUUCAGGGGUUGCUUUGUGCCCACCACCUAGUGUAAAAUAAAAUCAAGUAAUACAAUCGUAA